This is a messenger RNA of Poecilia latipinna (sailfin molly), 1633 nucleotides long. RefSeq names its product adaptor related protein complex 1 subunit sigma 2. Gene Ontology annotation, molecular function: clathrin-cargo adaptor activity. Gene Ontology annotation, biological process: vesicle-mediated transport; intracellular protein transport. Lineage: Eukaryota; Metazoa; Chordata; Actinopteri; Cyprinodontiformes; Poeciliidae. The record is from RefSeq and is a predicted model, not a curated record. The transcript has 5 exons. Bases 160 to 636 code for a protein of 158 amino acids. Gene Ontology annotation, cellular component: AP-1 adaptor complex; membrane coat.
CGCAGCUGGUGUGUCAACAGUAUCCGCUAGGCAGUUUAGCAUCAGGCUGAACGGGAAGCUAAGCUAUAGAAACCUCUCUCGUCUUGUUUUGAUUAUGUGUUGAGCCUUAAUUUUCUGAAGCUGCAGCCGGUCAAGUCUCUAACUGGAAGGUCAAUUCCAAUGAUGCAGUUCAUGCUGCUGUUCAGCCGGCAGGGGAAGCUGCGGCUUCAGAAAUGGUAUGUCCCUCUGUCUGACAAGGAGAGGAAGAAGAUCUCCAGGGAUCUGGUCCAGACCAUACUAGCCAGGAAGCCUAAGAUGUGCAGCUUCCUGGAAUGGAGAGACCUCAAGAUUGUGUACAAAAGAUAUGCCAGUCUGUAUUUCUGCUGUGCUGUCGAGGAUCAGGAUAAUGAGCUGAUCACUCUGGAAAUUAUUCACAGAUAUGUGGAGCUACUGGACAAAUAUUUUGGCAGUGUGUGUGAGCUGGAUAUCAUCUUCAACUUUGAGAAGGCCUACUUCAUCCUGGAUGAGUUCCUGCUGGGCGGAGAAGCUCAGGAAACCUCCAAGAAGAACGUGCUGAAGGCCAUCGAGCAGGCCGACCUGCUGCAGGAGGAAGCCGAGGCACCGCGGAGCGUGUUGGAAGAAAUCGGGCUGACAUAGAUCACGCCGCCGCCGCCGCCGCUUCUUGCUGCGACCCACAGAUGCAGAUCUGUCCACAUCCACGUCUUUGUGUCCUUUCCUGUCCAGUGUCGGUGUUGUAUGUAUGUAAUCAGCAUCAUUGUACUGCUCUGUACUGUAACGAUCAUUCAGUGUGGUGCCAAAUGUAGUGUUUGUGUGUCUCCGCUGUCCCGACUUCCCGUAAAGUAUCCCAUAGUGUUUCUCCCAACCUCUUAACUCAACAGAGAAAAUGUAGCACUAACAUCACAACUCCAGCAUGUUUAGAUCCUCCUUUGAUCAUUGUUUGCACAAUUAGUAAUUAAGACUUUUUAAGUGCUGCUGGUGCCUCUUGCAUACUACAAACACCAGGAAGGUUAACGCAGCGAAAAGCUGUUCUUUAGUCGUUUUCUGAAUCCUCGGCUGUACAAAUUGUUCGCCGUUACAAAGUCCUGGUCCUUUCGGUUUUCACUAAAGCAAAGUAACUCAAUUCAGCAAACUUUGGGGAGGGUGUGGUUUAAAAUCAUUUGACCACUGCAUGUGCAGUCUUGGUAAUAAAUCUUAUACUAAAAUGCAUUUGUUGGGUUUAAAUGCUUGUCUCAAAGAACAUGAGAAGUUCCCAUUUUGUGCCAUUUGUUUUGUUUUGUUUUUUAGAUAAAAUGCAGACACUCUGUUGUAAAGUAUUCCUGUAGUAUGAGGCACCAACUUAGGUCAGUAUUUCAGUACCCUUUGUACCUGUGUAGAUCACAGCAUCAGUAUUGUUUUCUGUGUUCAUUUGGACUUUUCACAGAUAUGAACCGUUUACAUAUGUUGGGACUUUGUGGUCUUUGAUUUUGCAGCGGCUCGCUAAGCUUUCUGUUCUCUGUAUUGCUGUUUUCGUCACGAGUAUGGAUCAUCAUAUCUCCUUUAUGAAAGGGUUCAAAGUGAAAUAUGUUACAUUUCUGUGAUCAAUCUUCACUGGGUCUCUUCUCCAAGUCUUCAGGACAGGAUAGUGACUUAAAAA